UCAUCAUUUCACGAUUGGAUUUCCCAGGCAGAGGACGCUUCACCGGACACAGCGGAAAGAGAACAAGUGCUACAAAAAACCAACCACGUAGUGAAGUAGUGAAGGGCUAAUUAUUCCUUAUUUGUGAUUUGUAUACGUGUUGAAAAGUGCUCAAUUGCAGUGAAAAUGGUUCUGGAGAAGGAAAACUUUGCUGAUAACAUGGAGGUUCUGAUUAAGAACACCCACAAAGUGCUGACAGAAAGUGGAGCAAACGUGACUGCAGUAACGCAGACUACGAAGUCCCAAAGCACCAUCACCGCUGACGAGACGAUGGAUGAGAACAAGGUGAUGGUGACCGAGUCCUCAGUUGAGGAUCCCAAGGAGUUGGCUAAGACCGAGCUGUCGGAGGUUCACUUGCAUGAGCAGACACCGUUCGAUCCGUCCAUCGAACCACUGCUCAAGGAUAAUCCACGUCGGUUUGUCAUCUUCCCGAUUCAAUAUCAAGACAUCUGGCAGAUGUACAAGAAGGCCGAGGCAUCCUUCUGGACUGUAGAGGAGGUGGACCUAUCAAAGGAUAUGAAGGAUUGGGAGUCGUUGAAGCCGAGCGAACGUCAUUUCAUCUCGCACGUGCUCGCUUUCUUCGCUGCGUCGGACGGAAUCGUAAACGAGAAUCUGGUCGAACGAUUCAGCCAGGAAGUGCAGGUGACCGAAGCGCGCUGUUUCUAUGGUUUCCAGAUCGCCAUGGAAAACGUCCACAGCGAGAUGUACUCUCUGCUGAUCGACACGUACAUUCGUGACCCGAAGGAACGCGAAUUCCUCUUCAAUGCCAUAGAAACGCUACCGUGUGUGAAGAAGAAGGCUGAUUGGGCCCUGAACUGGAUUUCGAGCAAGAAAGCCAACUUCGGCGAGCGUGUUGUCGCGUUUGCCGCCGUCGAGGGAAUCUUCUUCAGCGGUAGCUUUGCCGCUAUUUUCUGGCUUAAGAAGCGAGGGCUGAUGCCGGGUUUGACGUUCUCGAACGAGCUAAUUUCGCGUGACGAGGGCUUGCACUGCGAUUUUGCUUGCCUUAUGUUCAAGUAUCUGGUGCAGAAGCCGACGCGCGAGCGUGUGACCAGCAUCAUUCGCGAUGCGGUGGUGAUCGAACAGGAGUUCCUUACCAAGGCGUUGCCGGUCGAUAUGCUGGGCAUGAACUGUGACCUGAUGUCGCAGUACAUCGAGUUCGUUGCCGAUCGGCUUCUGGUGGAGUUGGGCUGCGAAAAGGUCUAUAACACAAAAAAUCCCUUCAACUUCAUGGAGUUCAUCUCACUGGAGGGAAAAACAAACUUCUUCGAAAAGAAGGUUGGCGAAUAUCAGAAGUGGGGCGUGAUGGCUAACCGACUGGACAACGUGUUCACGCUGGAUGCGGAUUUCUGAGCGUGCUUUAGUAUUCCGAUUAAACAUCGGUAGUCUUCACUAUUUUUUUCAUGAACAAUUUGGAAACGCAGCUGGAAUGCAUUAACUUACCGAAGGAGUCCCUUUGUACGUCCACUAUUGUUGGGCAUUGGAGGUAUUGAACGAACGACAAACACAACAGUGGCAAUAGUGUGAUUUAUUAGCUGAGUGCGUCUCUGGCCACAUCAUCAUCCAUAUUUUUUUUGUAAGGUGAAAUUCUAUUUUAUUUAGUUUCAAAUUAUUUUCGAUCCAGAUUGUAGUUUUUUGGACAGAAGUAAGACGUCAUGAUCAGCUUGAUUUUGUAGUUUUUAUUAGAUGAUAAACGAUUGGGUUGUAUUUGCACGCUAAAUACCAGUUAACUUUUCCAUUAUUGUUUGUCCGAUGCAAUAGUAUAAAUCCAACCCAUAUGUGUCACGCGUAGGUUAUUAGACGAUUAGUUUAAAUAGUGGGAUCUCAUUGAGAUGUUGAACGUGUGAACAAGGGGAAAAUUAUAGAUCCACCAUCGGGCUGGGGAUACCUACACCGAGACGACGUGCUAGGCAGGGAGGAGCAACAUGUUGAAAUGCAUGUUGUGUUCACCCACAUCUCUAGCACUUGAAUCGCUUAGAGCUAAGAGAAAAGUAACGAAUAUCGGAUUUUACUCUGAUCAAACGUCUGGACGCUACGGUUGCGUAAGAGAGCAAAAGUGCUUAUUUGUAAAAUCUAAUUGUAAUUAUUACGUACUAAUGUUUAAAUCUAUAUACAACACUAUGUGAAUGAAUCGACAUCUUUUUGGUGCAUCUUCUAAAAUAAAGGUGUUUAUUAUAUAAAAAUAA
Molecule: messenger RNA, 2222 nt
Organism: Anopheles coustani
Lineage: Eukaryota; Metazoa; Arthropoda; Insecta; Diptera; Culicidae
Gene: RnrS
Product: ribonucleoside-diphosphate reductase subunit M2
Exons: 5
Coding region: 166-1389 (407 amino acids)
Biological process (GO): deoxyribonucleotide biosynthetic process
Cellular component (GO): cytosol
Molecular function (GO): ribonucleoside-diphosphate reductase activity, thioredoxin disulfide as acceptor
Source: RefSeq, a predicted model, not a curated record